AUGAAGCUGAAAGUGUUUGGGUUUGUCGUGGGGUUUAUGGCCAUGUCUAUAACCCUUUUCUUCCUGUAUACCAACAAUUUAGUCCCGCAAAAAUACGUGCGAGUAGGGAAAAUCUCAAACUCUUCAGACCUUGCAGAAGUUUGUGACAUGAUCAUGACAGGAAAGGAAAUUUUCUUGGAGGAAAGCAUACCAGUGACACCACUGAGAAACAUAACCUGCCAACAAUACUGGAUCCAAAAUCACUACAUAAUGGAACCUCUGUCCAAAGACGAAGCUGAGUUCCCUUUGGCAUAUGUCAUGGUCAUCCACAAGGACUUUGAUACAUUUGAAAGGCUCUUCAGGGCUAUUUACACUCCCCAGAACAUCUACUGCGUUCAUGUGGAUGAGAAGGCCCCAGCAGCUUUCAAAGAUGCUGUUGGAAAACUACUGAGCUGCUUCUCAAAUGCCUUUGUGGCUUCAAAGAGGGAGUCUGUGGUUUAUGCAGGAAUUUCCAGGCUCCAGGCUGACCUCAACUGCCUGCAAGAUCUUGUCACCUCCGAGGUUCCCUGGAAGUACGCCAUCAACACCUGUGGGCAAGACUUCCCCCUGAAAACCAACAGGGAAAUAGUUCAGUAUCUCAAAGGAUUUAAAGGGAAAAAUAUUACCCCAGGGGUGCUGCCCCCUCCUCAUAUAACCAGAAGGACCAAAUACGUGCACUUGGAGCAGAGAUACCAUUUGUUUUCCUUUAUGCUGUGGACUUGGAUAAGAAAAAGUCCUCCUCCUCAUGAUCUGACCAUUUACUUUGGCUCCGCCUACGUGGCCCUUACAAGGGAGUUUGCUAAUUUUGCUCUUCAAGAUCAGAGGGCCGUUAAUUUACUUGAAUGGUCAAAGGACACCUACUCUCCUGAUGAGCAUUUCUGGGUGACACUUAGUAGGAUUCCAGACUUUAUGAGCAUCCUGUAG
Molecule: messenger RNA, 942 nt
Organism: Propithecus coquereli (Coquerel's sifaka)
Lineage: Eukaryota; Metazoa; Chordata; Mammalia; Primates; Indriidae
Product: N-acetyllactosaminide beta-1,6-N-acetylglucosaminyl-transferase, isoform C-like
Exons: 2
Coding region: 1-942 (313 amino acids)
Biological process (GO): transforming growth factor beta receptor signaling pathway
Cellular component (GO): membrane
Molecular function (GO): acetylglucosaminyltransferase activity
Source: RefSeq, a predicted model, not a curated record